This is a messenger RNA of Cyprinus carpio (common carp), 1608 nucleotides long. RefSeq lists its product as uncharacterized. The transcript has 4 exons. The coding region runs from base 800 to 1129 and encodes 109 amino acids. The record is from RefSeq and is a predicted model, not a curated record. Lineage: Eukaryota; Metazoa; Chordata; Actinopteri; Cypriniformes; Cyprinidae.
UAUAUUUUUUCAGGAUUCUUUGAUAAAUAGAAGCAGCAUUUGUUUGAUACACAAAUCUUUGGAAGUGUAAUUGUCUUUUACCUUUCUUUUUUGAUCAAUGCAAUGCAUCCUUGCUGAAUAAAAACAUUAUUUUAUGAUUAUUUUUAUUAUUAUUAUUAUUAUUAAUUAUACUGAUCCCAGAACUGUAGUUCACUUGAACUGUAGUGUAUAUCAAAGCAGGUGCAUAAAAUCAAGCAUGCUAAAACAUUUAAUGUAGAAUGAGGCCCUCUUCUGUUCUAGCAUGAUAAUGCCUCUGUGCACACAGAGAGGUCCAAAUGUUUGGGUAUCCACAUUCUUUGCGCAGUUAUAGUGUUGUUUCUGCAAUGGCUUUUAAUGGUAAAGCUAAAACAAAUAACCCCAAACUGCAGCAACAAAUUUCAGCUGACUUCAUCUGAUAAAUGUAAGUUUGCAGAAUCAGUUGGAUCUGCUAAAAGUGAAGGUGGUAGAGGCUCAGAAAGAGCUCCGCAGACUGAAGACAUACAAAGAUAUGGAGUUCCCAGUCAAGGGUUUGCAGAUUGCAGACAUGGAAAGAAAGCUGGACAGACUGAAAGAGAUGGAGCAGGUAAAAUAUGACCAGGACUGGAUGACUGAGUAAAAAGUAAUCAAAGUUAUAUCCAGGUAAAUCCUUUAUUUAUUAAAAAAACACAUGUGGUUCCAGCUCCCAUAAGAACUCAUCAGUGUGCAAUAACAUUGUAGUGUAUUUGCCCCUUUUAUAACUGACAGAAAGAGCAAAAAGAAUUGAAUCUGUUUUUUAAAAGAAAUGGUCAAUUUGGAGAGACGUCAAUGCGAAAAAGAACAAGUGCUGUCUGCUGUUGUUGAGAAACAUGCUUCCCACUUCCCUUCCAUUGUCAAACUGAUGGCCUCACAGAACGAUACAAUGAGGGAAGAGAUUCAUAAACAGAAAAGGUUGGUAAUGGAGAUGGAGCGAAAGAAUGAAGAGCUAAGGAAGUGUAUUCGAGAACUGCAACUAUCAAGACCGAAAAACCUCAGGAGAGAGAUCUUUCCAGAUGUUUUUCUGAAAUCAGACAAGUGCACUCCAGAUAUGGACGUCCAUCUCAAUGUACCCCAAGUGGAUUUGCUCCCUGUGUAGCCUUGUGCUGAAGGCAUUACCUUUUUGAGUCUUCCCUUGAGCUGCUAUAUAUUACUGAUGAAAAUGAAUGAAGCCCCUUCAGUAAAUCAUUUUAGUCAGUCAAACAAUUGUACAAAUCUUCUUUUCUUUAUUUGGCUUUGCUUUCAGUUUGUUUUAUAGGCUUUAUCAUCUCCUUUUUUCUAAAAACACAAUAUAUUGCACUCUAGUGCAAAUGGCAUGAUUUACUGAUGUGCUUUAAGACAUGCAACUGCAUACAUGUAUUUUUGUAUUUUCACAAACUAAGCUGCAAAUGUUAAAUGAACACUUUUAUUUGGUAAGUACUAACAAAAUACCUCUUUAAAAGCCAGACUUUUUAUAUUAGCAUACCUACAAUAGUCUCAUUGUAAAUAUACUAACAUUCAGACAUUUUUGAAAGAAGCCUCUUGUGUUCAUCAAGGCCAUUUAUUUGAUCUAAAAUACAGUAAAAAUAUUUAUAUUGU